AUGCGGUCCUUCUCGUGUUGGGUAGCUGCUGCCCUGCAGUUGGUUCACCAUCUAGGCCCGGCUACCGCUGCGGCCGUCCAUCACCAUGGGAAUCACACGGGAAGAAUAGCCCCCAAGGCUUUCAUCAUCAGCAUGUUUGAGCCCGAAACUGACGGCUGGAUGACAAGCAUGGUGGAAUCGGGCACCGGGAACUUGACCGACAUCAAGAUCGACGUGCCCGGGCUGUCCAUGCUGUAUCCUCAGGUGGCAUGCACGGCGGACAAGUCUGUAUGCCAGUUGACGGCCGGAGAGAGCGAGAUCAACGCGGCAGCGAGUAUCAUGGCGCUGGUGCUCUCUCACAAGUUUGAUCUCCGCCAGACAUACUUUGUGGUUGGCGGCAUCGCAGGUGUCAACCCUAAGUACUCGACCCUUGGCGGUGUUGCGCUCUCUCGCUAUGUCAUCCAGGUCGCUCUGCAGUACGAGCUGGAUGCGCGUGAGAAGCCGGAUAACUUCAGCACGGGAUACUUUGCGUACGGCACCAAGGGACCGAACCAGUACCCUAGCACCAUCUAUGGCACUGAGGUGUUUGAAGUCAACGAAGCGCUACGCGACGUAGCGUAUAAGUUUGCGCAAAAGGCAAAGUUGGCUGAUUCGGCAGCCGGGGCCGAGUACCGGGCCAAGUACAAGGAGGCCGGGGCUGCGUACGUUGCCGCCACCGAAGGGCCGAGUGUUGUCAAGUGCGACACGGCCACCAGCGAUGUGUACUACUCGGGCACUCUGCUCAGCGAAGCCUUUGAGACGGUGACGCGGGUGUGGACGAACGGCACCGGCGAUUACUGCAUGUCGGCGCAGGAAGACAACGCCGUGCUCGAGGUGCUCGUCCGCGGAGCCAUCCAGGGCCUUGUCGACUUUGGCCGUGUCAUUGUCAUGCGAACGGGAUCCGACUUUGACAGGCCUCCGCCGAACGUCACAUCCUACCAGCACCUGAUGACAGACCAGAACGGCUUCGAGAUUGCCACGACCAACCUGGGCAGGGCGGGCGUUGAGAUUGUUCGCGGCAUUCUGCAAGGUUGGGAGCAUACGUUCCGGAAGGGCAUCAAGCCCACCAACUAUAUCGGCGAUAUCUUUGGCAGCUUGGGAGGACAGCCCAACUUUGGACCGGGAAGCCAGACCAAUGGCACCGGCUAUGCGGCCGCACCCAAACAGGCGAGGGCGCAACUGAGGGCAAGGGGAUAUCGUGGCCCUUCUGUUGUGCGACGUCGCAUUUGA
Molecule: messenger RNA, 1248 nt
Organism: Neurospora hispaniola
Lineage: Eukaryota; Fungi; Ascomycota; Sordariomycetes; Sordariales; Sordariaceae
Product: purine nucleoside permease-domain-containing protein
Exons: 2
Coding region: 1-1248 (415 amino acids)
Biological process (GO): transmembrane transport
Cellular component (GO): endoplasmic reticulum
Source: RefSeq, a predicted model, not a curated record